CGAGAGUUCCCGGGAAGCGCACAAGACAACAAGACGACUGUUAGCUGUUAGCUUAGCCAGUUAGCUUCCAGUUAGCUUAGCCAGUUAGCUUAGCCAGUUAGUUUGUCAGUUGUAACUGAACUCCUUGUCUGUUUCAUAAUAAAGGACUUCAGCUGAUUAAAGACUCCUGCCGUGUUCCCAUCAUCCCUUGCAUUGUCUAGCUGAAGCGACAUCAUCAUGAGGAGGAGGACGAGGAGGAGGAGGAGGGGGGUGCAGUCAGUCCUCUGAUCUGUAUGGAGGAUGUGGUUCUGCACUACCAGCCUGGAUCAGCUGCUGGGCUCAGCUGUCUGUUGGAGAGGACAGAGAAGCUUCUGGAGUCUUUCCCCUGCCGGCCUCCUCCGGUCUUCACCCCCUGGUCCCCCGCCGCCGCAGACCGCCACCUGCCCAUCAGACCAGCCAGACCGGCUCCCGUCAUCACCUGCUCGGCUGGUUUACUCAUCUCCGGCAGCAGGACUCACACUCAGACAGCACAAAACCAGCUACAGAAACAUGAAGUUCACCGUCAUGUUGCUAAGACAGCUCCUAACCAACCAGCACCUGAAACUCCACAAGAACCCAAACAGACCGUCUGCAUCUCAAAGACCCCGAACCAGCUCCUCACAGAGAGAGAGGUCACCAGACCUCCUGACAAACACAAAGAUGGCGUCCCCGUCACAGACUCGCCGGUCAAACGCUCCUGGAGCGUCUUCACACAGAAAGGAGUUCUGCUGCAGGACUCUGAGUCACCGUCCAAGAGGUUCCAUCACGUGGUGUCGGUCCACCGGCUCCACCUCCACCAGAGGGCCAAAUGGGUGAUCGGUCAGCACAACUGGGGGGCGGCCAGAGACGUCGAACAGGUGUGGCGUUCUCUGAGCCACUGCGUCCGGAACGCCGGGCUGCCGACGUGUAACGCCAACAUCCAGAGGGAGCGGGCGGAGAUCUGGGUGUUCUGUGACGUCCUCCACUCGGAGCAGGUGGGACGUUUCCUGAAGGACGAGCUGCAGCUGUCGGGGAGGAUCGGCCUGUCGGUUCACAGACUGGGAAACAUCUUCAGCAUGUAGACGGGAGACAGAGAGACAGCACCGACUCAUAUAUGACAAACAUCUUUACAGGUUCAGAGGAUGAACCCAAGUGAUUUUAUUGACCUUUUCCUCCAGUGCUGUGGUUCCCAACUACUGGGCCGCAUACUGGUACCAGGCUGUGAGUGAAUACUUGACCACUGAUUCUUAAAGGGAUCGUUCUCUUCAAAGCCACCAGACUCCAUUCACAAAAACAUUAAUUUUACCUCACAGAAAACGGGAGUUGCUAACCAAAGUCACACAAGAACACGGCAACUCCCGUGUUCUGAGAGGUAAAAUUACUGUUUUUGUGGAUGCAGUCUGGUGAGAAACACCACAACCACCCCUUUAAAACCAGGAUAUGGUGGGCAUAUAAAGCAUACAUUCAGUAUGUAUUGAAUAUAAAAGCUGGUAAAUCCACAACGCAGAACUAUUUUCUAAACUGCUUUAGUGCUUUUUACACACAACAACAAUCCUCCAAGUGCAGAACUUCAUUAAUAUUUAAUAGAAAUCUACUCAUUAAUGAACUGAACUGAACUGAACUGAGGAGGGGGGGUUGAACCCUCAAACAUGUUUGUCUUUUUGUGCCAAACUCCAGUCUGUUUUUGUAUAUUUAUGAACUUGACAACAGAUCUUUAUGAUUGUAUUUUUUAAUAUGGAUUUUUUCGGCGCUCUCUGGUGUAAAUAAAGGUUUCAUAUUUUUAA
Molecule: messenger RNA, 1781 nt
Organism: Sebastes umbrosus (honeycomb rockfish)
Lineage: Eukaryota; Metazoa; Chordata; Actinopteri; Perciformes; Sebastidae
Gene: shld3
Exons: 3
Coding region: 273-1079 (268 amino acids)
Biological process (GO): negative regulation of double-strand break repair via homologous recombination; positive regulation of isotype switching; positive regulation of double-strand break repair via nonhomologous end joining
Source: RefSeq, a predicted model, not a curated record